Messenger RNA from Zingiber officinale, 1383 nucleotides. Its product is annotated as protein rough sheath 2 homolog. The record is from RefSeq and is a predicted model, not a curated record. The transcript has a single exon. Lineage: Eukaryota; Viridiplantae; Streptophyta; Magnoliopsida; Zingiberales; Zingiberaceae. The coding region runs from base 235 to 1218 and encodes 327 amino acids.
UCAAUGCUACGAAACAUCAUGUGACCAGAGAGACCCCGACACAUCCACACCGAUACCCCAUCUUUCUUUUACCAUCCUCCUCCACCUCCCUCACCUCCCCCUCUUUCUCUCUCUAUUUGUGUGACAGAGAAGAGACACUGCUGGUGCAUGCAUUUUUCCUCAAUGUCGCGUCCUCGCCUGAAUUGAUUGGUAUUUAACUUGUCGAUCCACGGCGUUGCCUCUCAGUUCGAUGGGAUGAUGAGGGAGCGGCAGCGGUGGCAGCCGGAGGAGGACGCGCUCCUGCGGGAGUACGUGAAGCAGUACGGGGCGAAGGAGUGGGCGCUGGUGUCGGAGCGCAUGGGGCGCCCGCUCCACCGCGACCCCAAGUCGUGCCACGAGCGCUGGAGGAACUACCUCCGUCCGGGCCUCAAGAAGGGCUCGCUCUCCCCCGACGAGCAGUCCCUUCUCAUCUCCCUCCAGGCACGGUACGGCAACAAGUGGAAGGCCAUCGCCGCCCACCUCCCCGGCCGCACCCCCAAGCGCCUCGGGAAGUGGUGGGAAGUCUUCAAGGAGAAGCAGCUCAAGCUCAAUACCAACCACACUUCCUCCUCCUCUUCGUUCUCCUCUUCUUCCUCCCCCUUCGCCUUUCCGCCCUCUGUUUCCGCCGCUGGCGCCGCCUCCCCUAGCGCGUACGAACACAUCCUCCACACCUUCGCCGAGAAGCACGCGCUCAAUAUGGCCUGUGCCGACCACUCCCCGUCUCCAGGCAGCUCCUCGUCCGCGGCGGCGGCGCCGUCGGUGGCGCUCUCGCUCUCAAUCUCGCCGCCUCCGGCGCCGGAGCUCGCGCCGCACCAGCUGUCUCUCGUCGCGAGGCUGUGCGAGGAGGUGGAGGAGGGACGGCGCGCCUGGGCGCAACACCGGAAGGAUGCGGCGUGGCGGCUGAGCCGGCUGGAGCAGCAAAUGGAGACGGAGAAGGCGCGGAGGAAGCGGGAGAAGGUGGAGGAGGUGGAAGAGCGGAUUCGGCGACUGAGGGAGGAAGAAAAGGCGUGGCUGGAGAGGGCGGAUGCGGAGUGGAGGGAGAGAAUGGGACACUUGAGGACGGAGGCGGAGGCCGAGGAGAUGGAAAAGGCGGAGGCGUGGGCGCGCAAGCAGACCAAACUCCUUUCGUUGAUCCAGACAAUCGCCGGCGGCGAGGGGCGGGGGUCGUCUCGUGACCACUCCAUUCUUCAAUUUCCUUAGCAUAUGUAACAUAAACUAGUUGAUGCCGACGAUUAACAAUAAGAACCACACUUUAUUAAUUCUGUCUUCCUAAUUUGCCAAAUGGAAUCCACACGCUGUAUCUAUCAUCGCUGUCAGCUCUGUAUGUUUCCCGGAUUAACACGAUAAUAUUUCAUCAUCGUCAAA